AUGGGUAUAUUCUCACAGCCGCCAUUAAUGGAAGCAGAAGAAGUGCUGCAGCUCAUCGACUCUGGUUGGUUCGGCCAUGAUAUUUCCACAGAAAAACAACCUUCGACAGCUCCUCCGACAGCCCCUGUUCAUGAAAUCCCAAGCGAAGCCCCAAAGCCUGCCAUCUCUCGCCUUCCCACGAUUCUUGUUCGAUCUCGGAGCGACGAUUUGAGUUUCAAAACGAGCUUCAAAUCAAAUUCUCCUUCCCCGAAUUCAGUUCUUCUCAUAGCAAAACUCCAACCAAUUCUUUCAGGCAAAGAAGUUGUAGAAGUUGCAGAAAGCAACACGAAUCAAGAAAAGAUCGAAAGAGCUGUUAAGAAAAAGAGGGACUUGAGAAGGAGGGGUAGCAGCAAAAGUUUAUCAGACCUUGAGUUUGAAGAGCUAAAAGGGUUCAUGGAUCUGGGUUUUGUUUUCUCUGAAGAAGAUAAAGAUUCACGUUUGGUUUCUAUCAUUCCUGGGUUACAGAGAUUGGGGAAAAAAUCUGAUGAAAAAGAGACAACCAUUGACGAAUCAGCAAUUCCAAGACCUUAUCUUUCAGAAGCUUGGGAUCUUCAGAAUCGAAGAAGUGAAGAGAUCCCAUUAAUGAAUUGGAGAUUUCCUGCUUCCGGUAACGAAAUCGACAUAAAAGAUCAUCUCAGAAGUUGGGCUCACACAGUUGCAUCUACUGUUAGAUGA
Molecule: messenger RNA, 714 nt
Organism: Telopea speciosissima
Lineage: Eukaryota; Viridiplantae; Streptophyta; Magnoliopsida; Proteales; Proteaceae
Exons: 1
Coding region: 1-714 (237 amino acids)
Source: RefSeq, a predicted model, not a curated record